Molecule: messenger RNA, 1242 nt
Organism: Striga hermonthica
Lineage: Eukaryota; Viridiplantae; Streptophyta; Magnoliopsida; Lamiales; Orobanchaceae
Source: the annotation of a GenBank genome assembly
AUGGCGUCUGACAUUGGGAGCACCAGUCAGCACCCGCUCUUCGUAGACAUUGAGAUGGUUGAGAUGGGGACGCCACCAAGACAUUCAUUUGACACACAUGCAUCAAUCGAGACUGUAGGAACAUCAGUCGAGACUGUAGGAACAUCGGCCGUGACACAUGAGACUGAUUUUUCUUUUGGUGCACCAAAUUAUUGGACGUGGCGGAGGAUUCUGAUGGCGAUUGCUUUGGUGGGGCUUAUUGCUGUUGUAGCCAUAACAGCGAUAUUGUUUUUGGUCUUACGACAAGACCACUUAAAAACUCACAAGCUUCAUCCGCAUCCUGAGUGCCAACUCAGCCUCACUGUGUCCCAGGACGGUAAAUCGAAUUUUACAACGAUCUCGGAUGCCUUGGAUGCGUGCCCCAGCUCCAACUCCAGCUCUUUCAAGAUUUGCAUUCUGGUUCGGGCGGGCGAGUAUAAUGAGAAACUGAACAUCGCCGACGAAAAGAUGUAUGUCAUGUUGAUUGGAGAGGGAGCUGAGAAGACAAUCAUAACAUCAAAUUCGAGUUUAGUUGUCGGUACCAGUAUCUUGCCAUCUGCCACACUCACGAUCCUUGGCGAAGGCUUUAUAGCGCAAGAUCUGACGAUCGAGAACAAAAAUGAGUAUGGAUUAGCGGUGGAGAAUUUCGGCGAUAAAACUGUUUUUUUCCAGUGUACAUUGAAAGCAUUCAAUGCCACCCUGCACAUGGAAGGAAUUAGACAGUUUUAUCAGAGUUGCACCUUUCACGGUAAAACUAGUUUAGUGUCUGGUUUUGCCGAUUCCUUCUUCCAGAGGUGCGAGUUUUUUAGCAUGAAAUCGUAUCCUCAGGAUAGAACUUUUUUCUUCACACAAACUCCACCCAGGCCAUCUCAUUAUUAUAUAUUCAUUUUCCACAUUUGCUCGUUCCACGUCGUCCCGAAAUUCAACAACACCUUUCGAACAACGUAUCUCGGAGGAGAUUUUGGGGAUUUUGGGAACGUUGUAGUUUUACAAUCGUCAUUGGACAGUUCUAUUGGUGGUUAUUACCUUGGUGGUCCUCCUCCAAACACUUGCUUGUAUAAGAUUUAUGAAAAUACAAGAAAUGGAGAGCCUAUCAAAAAUAUUCCAUCAUAUAUUCUGUCAUUGCCUAGUGUUGAGAGUGCUGCUGAAUUUUCCUUAAGAGGCUUCAUGGACGUGAACAAUUGGAUACCUCCUGGGAUAGAUUACGACUUAGGAUCUGACUAA